AUGACGUCUGCCUCCGACUACCCCAGGACCAUCAAGAAGCUGAAACAUCGAGGCAUGAUUGUUGACGUGCCCGCCUUCAACCGCACAAUCGCCGAGAAGGAACACGAGGGCUGCACUGCUAGCCCGACCAUCCUUGAGGAGGUCAUCAACAGUCGUCUGGCUCAGCGUGAGCGCGAGCUGACUUCCAGACGCGGCAGUGUCAAGGCUACAGUGACGCGUCUGGCCGAGAAGGCGUUGGCCGUGGGCCGUCUGGCAAAGACGAAGCUAUUGGCUGCGCUCAAGCGCUAG
Messenger RNA from Diplodia corticola, 288 nucleotides. RefSeq lists its product as uncharacterized. The record is from RefSeq and is a predicted model, not a curated record. The coding region runs from base 1 to 288 and encodes 95 amino acids. Lineage: Eukaryota; Fungi; Ascomycota; Dothideomycetes; Botryosphaeriales; Botryosphaeriaceae. The transcript has a single exon.